This is a messenger RNA of Ictalurus punctatus (channel catfish), 4854 nucleotides long. It is a transcript of the gene sema4ga, whose product is annotated as sema domain, immunoglobulin domain (Ig), transmembrane domain (TM) and short cytoplasmic domain, (semaphorin) 4Ga. Gene Ontology annotation, biological process: negative chemotaxis; semaphorin-plexin signaling pathway; negative regulation of axon extension involved in axon guidance. Gene Ontology annotation, molecular function: chemorepellent activity; semaphorin receptor binding. The record is from RefSeq and is a predicted model, not a curated record. The transcript has 16 exons. Lineage: Eukaryota; Metazoa; Chordata; Actinopteri; Siluriformes; Ictaluridae. Bases 599 to 3172 code for a protein of 857 amino acids.
CCCUCUAAAUCACAUCGUGCAGUACGUGUGUGUGCGUGUGUGUUUCAGAGUUCGUGUACUCUUGUGCAACCAUCAAACAUUGAUAGUCAUGCUUCUAGUUCUUUUAAAAGCUAAAGUAGAUAUGAAUUUUUUUCUGUUAAAAAUGAAAACAACUAUGAUGAAUGAAUCAGAGGUUUAAAAAAAAACGUCUCUCAUUGCAUGUUUCUGAGCUGCUGCAAGUCGGGUGCGAGUGUCGUGGGUGGAGGUAGUGGGACAUUUCUAUGCAUAUAUCAUACAUAAUCAUGUCUUAACUUCAGGCACGAAAGAAGUUUGACUACAUGGUCAUUGGCAGGAGCGUCAGCCAAUCACGUGAGAGAGAGUAUGUGCGUGAUCACUUGAAUGAAAACAAAGCUAAUGGGAGUGAAAGAGGGAAUCUGAUUCUACACUUUGAAUUGAUGACGUUUGAGCCUUUUUCUUGCUGAACAGGUCAAGUGUCCAGAAGGAUGAUGAGGUAGUUUGGAUUGCUGGGACCUUGUUGUGGAGACAAGACACAAGAUCACUGAGUGUGAAAGUGUGGAUUUGAGGCGCUCCCCUCUUAUCUGGGCCGAAACAAGUGGCAAUGAGGAUGAGGAGCAACGUGGCAUGGCUGUCCUGCCUGCAACUGCUGUGCGCUGUGUCUACACUGACUGCUUAUCCCCUCACACCUCCUCUGGACCUGGAUGUCACUCCCAGAACUACUGUCCUUUUCAGUGAGCUAUGGGGGUGCCAACGCUUCAGUGGCUCUGCUUUGAACUACAGUACCCUACUGCUGGAGGAGGAGCCAGGUUUGCUGUAUGUGGGAGCUAGAGGAGCGCUGUAUGCCCUGCAGGCCUCCAAUAUCUCCAGCUCCAGUUACACAAUCGACUGGGAGGCACCUGCAGACCAGAAGAAGCUCUGUCAGAGCCAAGCAAAAGAUAACAAGACUGAAUGUUUUAACCACAUCCGAUUCCUGCAGCGAUUCAACAGCACCCACUUAUAUACUUGUGGAACCCAUGCAUUUAAACCACAGUGUGCAUAUAUUGAUAGUAAGGAGUUUCAAAUGUCUUCAAUGUUUGAGGAGGGUCGAGAAAGGUGCCCUUAUGACCCUGCUAAAGGCUACACAGGCCUGCUUAUUGAUGGCCAAAUGUACACGGCAUCUCAGUACGAGUUCUGGAGUUCUCCAGACAUUCGUAGGAACUCUCCAAACCCCAUGCUGAGAACAGAGGAAGCCCCUACUCGCUGGCUUUAUGAGGCUGACUUUGUGGAGUCGGCGCUGGUGAAGGAGAGUGUGAAUAGCUCGGUCGGAGAUGACGAUAAAAUCUAUUUCUUCUUCACGGAGAAGAGUCAGGAACACAGUCUGUACUCCAGCUACAGCCGGGUGGCCCGUGUGGCCCGGGUUUGUAAGAGCGACAGAGGAGGUCGCCUGACCCUGCAAAAGAAGUGGACGUCUUUCCUGAAGGCUAGGCUGGUCUGCUCGCUGCCUGACUACGAGUUCCACUUCAAUGUUUUACGCAGCAUGUUUGUGCUGGAGGGCCCCAGGACCGAGGACACUAUGCUAUAUGGUAUCUUUGGCCUGGAAUGGAAAAACGUCAAAGCUUCGGCCAUCUGCCGCUACUCAAUCAAAGACGUCCAGCAGGUCUUUGAAGGGCCCUACAUGGAAAAUCAGGAGGACGCUGGCGCCAAACUGACUGAAUACACAGGAAAGGUGCCUGAUCCGAGACCUGGCUCGUGCAUCACGGAUCGACUAAGGGAAAGAGGCAUCAACUUCUCCACUGACUUGCCAGACGAUGUGCUGCACUUUGUACGUCGUCAUCCACUAAUGUCUCGACAGAUUCCCCCUCUAGGACAGCGUCCUCUGUUGUUUCGCAGGACUGUGGACUACACUAAAAUAGUGGUGCACAGAGUGACUGCUCUAGAUGGCCAGACAUACCACAUGCUCUUCAUUGGGACAGAUGAAGGAUGGCUCCAGAGAGCAGUAGAAGUUAAAGAUCAGCUUCACAUUAUCGAAGAGCUGCAGCUGUUUGAGGAGCCACAGCCUGUGGACAGUAUAGUCAUCUCUCAGAAACAGAUGAGCGUGUAUGUGGGCUCACCCUCAGGUGUUGUGCAGCUGCCCUUGUCCACAUGUCACAGAUAUGCGUCCUGCUUUGAUUGCGUGUUAGCACGGGACCCUUUCUGUGCUUGGGAUGGUGUUGAAUGUGUCGAGAUCACCUUGCGCACAGACAGAUCCAAUCUGACUCAAGACAUCCUUAAUGGGAAUGAAGGCUGUGCAAAACCUGCAGCAGAUGACCUGGUGCUCCAUCGGAUUCGCUCAGUGAUGGGUGGGGACGACGUGCUUCUGCAGUGUGAGUUGAGCUCUAAUCUCGCAACCCCACAGUGGACGAGGAAUAAGCAGCAGCUGCACGGCUAUGGGCUGAACUCAGGCUAUCGCAUUGGCACUGAUGGCUUGCUGGUGAUUGAGGCAAGACCAGAGCAAAGUGGCAACUACAGUUGCUUCGCCCUGGAGAACGGCGUCCGCAUCCAUGUAGUGAUCUAUACUUUGAUUGUGCACCAAUACAUACCACCACCACCCCACUCAACCCUCCAACCCAAAAACCCCAACGGCAGUAAUCCAUCACCCCAGCUGCCCUAUCCCCUUCCCCCGCAGUUCCAGUCCAUGAGGAACAUGGAGGCCAUGUACAUCUCUUUGAUCACCAUCUUUGCUGGAUUGUGCCUGGUCCUGACUGUAGUACUGCUGUAUGUGGGUUUCUGUGUGCAGAGCAAACGGGGGAAGUACUCUCUCCGUGCAGCAGCCCAAACUGACAGAAAGAGGAAUAGGAAUGAGCGCAUGGAGCUGAAGACUGUCUCCAGCAACUGUAACGGAAAAGCAAACACACACGAUGGACUGCUACAGAUUGUUCCCGGAGAGGCCCAGGUUUCCUCCCCUAAAGAGCUUCUUCCUGCUCCUCCACUCCCACCACCUCUACCAAACUCUGAGUUGGACUACACCAAUGGGUUCUCAGCCACACUGCCCAGCGUCUUACGUAAAAUGAACGGCAAUAGUUAUGUGUUACUCAGACAAACCGAUGGAGACGCCACGUCACCGCUGUACCACUCUUUCACCGAGGAGCUCAACAGGAUUCUAGAAAAGAGGAAGCACACACAGCUGUGUAGCAAACCUGAUGAGAGUUCUGUAUAACACUUCAGAAACAAUACGCUACCUGGUUAAAGGUUGGAAAGGAUUUUGUUCCAGCUACAGCUAAUAUUGCAUACAAACUGAAAUGGAUAAUAGGCUGGCUGAUGAAAGAUUCUGUUUCAUAUUUUCCUGUCUAGUGACAUUUUUUUAAAUCGUCUCUUAUUUUGAAGAGAACGGAUUCAAUGAACACGAAAAACAAGAACAGAACAAAAGUAGUGUCACAAACACACAAUGCGUAAUCUACCUCGGAAGAUUGUUGCUAUAAUAAUAGCACUGCGUUCAACUGGGAGUGUGAGAUGGGAGGUGGUGAGGAAUAGCAGGUACUUCAGCACAGAAAGCAGAGUGAAAGCAUAAAAGCUUCAUAGGAAAUACAGAGGAAAAGGUCCAAACAGGAACAUGCAGGGUUUUGGAAUUAUUUUUCAUUGGUUAAAGAAACUGCUGGCUGGAGUCUAUUAAUUUCAGAAAGAAAAAAAAAACUUUUAAUCUUGAUGUGGAUGCUUUUGAGCAAUAUAGCUGAACUGCACUAAAUGUUGGUAUUUUCUACUGAGAUAAACUUUGCGAUAUUUAUGUCACCACUGACUACACUGAUGACUCAUCUAACUGCAUUUUUAAUGCACCAAUGAACACUGAAAGACACUAACAUUAUGACUUCAGUUUUUAUAGCUCGAUUUUUGAGGGAGAGCAUGAGUGUGAUAGUAUUAAUUUCUGGGAUGCACUUUAAGAGCGAAAGGCAUUUGUUGUAAAUGAUGCUUGUUCUGAAAGAGAUGGCGCAUGCUGUGAGUGUCAGAAUGGAAAUCCUGCUUUUGUAGGAUAAAUUGAGGAUUCUUCAAAAAUCAACACCAUUGCUGGGUCAGAGUCAAAUGCUUAACUAACCACUAUAUGAACAUGUUUGUUUUUUGUUUUUUAGAAAAAAAAAAGAAAAAAAAAAAGAGUACAACAAUAAUAAGACAUUCCACAACUCAUAACCCAGACUAAAUGAAUUGUAAACAGUAAACCGUAAUUCUUCUCUGGUUCAGAGCCAUUCUGUGUCUCAGGUGGUUAGCUUAUGACUGAGCGUUGGUGCAGUUCCCAUCGGACAUCGCUGGAACUUCAGAGUGCCAGUUAACCAUGACGACAGAGAAGCAGCGGUUCAACGAUCAGUUUGCUGCCAGCUCAUGCUUUGCCACAAUGGAGGGAAUCUCCAAUAAGCCAGUGUCAGAGAAAUGAAGCACUUUAGAAACAAUGGACUUUCAGCAUCUAGUGAUGGAUUUAUCAGUGCGAAACAAUGGAAGCACAUGUGUUUUUAAAUAAUUGGGGAGUUCUGCAGCUCUGUACUACAAUGCCUUCCUGAGUUUACAAGAGUAGAAAAUCAAUCUGAAUCUGAUCUUUGCCCAUCUCCAACUUUAUCCUUUUACAGUGGGUGUUAAAAUGGGUCAGUGUUUAUAUCAUAUUCUUAUACGUUUUAUAUUUUAUUAUUUAUUUUAUUAAACAUACGUACAACUAAUGAUGUAUGUCUAAAGUUGUGUUGUGUGGGUUUUUUUUUGUUUGUUUUUUUUUUGUUUGUUUUUGUUUUUUUAAAGUUCUGUAACAAAAUCAUAACCCUGGCAUCAGAUAUUCUCUUUAUUUUGAAUGAUUUAGGCCUCCAUAAAGUGCAAACUGUACAUCAUGUAUUCAGAGCUUGUAAUAAAAACCUAUAUUUCAGGCUC